UUGCACUUGAACUCCUUAUAAGGCUAAUCUCACAAACACUCGCACUUGAACUGCUUAUAAAAUGCUACUCGAUCACUAGUCUUGUAGUUGAUUUAAAUUCGAACCAUUUACGAGCAGCUCGGUUUCAACUUUCCGGGCGAUCUAGAGUCCCUAGACCCGCCCUUAGGACGUAGGGCCUGUUUUCAUACGUUGAAAUUCAGUUCAGUUCAGCUGAGUUUACUUCAGUUCAGUUCCUAAUUUCCUUCUCUUAUAAAAUAUUCAUUUCAAUUCAGUUCAGCUCAAUUUAAUUCAGUUUAGCUGAGUUCAGUCAAUGAAAACAAACCCGUAGUCAACAUUCCAUAUGAAAAAAUAAACAGAUUCGUACUUGGCAAAAAAAAAAAAAAAAAAAAAAAAAAAAAAAACAGGGAGUUUGGAAAGGAUGCUCAGAAUUCGGAGCAACUUCAAUGGCGUCCGAUUUCUCAACUUCAUCCAUGGAUUUCCUCAUCUUCUACUUUACUCAACUUGAACAUCAUCUUCUUCUUCAGUCACAAAAGUAGUCAACUCUGGUUUCGCGAAUUACUUGGUUGAUUUUCUAGGGUUUUCCAACCAACAAGCUCUUUCCACUUCCACUAAGCUCGCUCAAAAUCGCUUACGUCGAGGUGCAAAAAAGGUCAGUGAAUUCUAUUUCAUUGAAAAUGCUAAUUCUGUGAUUACAUUCUUCAAACAAAUUGGAUUGGAACAAUCUCAUAUUCGAAAUGCCGUUAUUUCUCAACCCCUAAUUUUGUUGUGUAAUGUUGAUUAAAACCUAAUUCCUAAGACCCAAUUUCUUCGUAGUAUGGGGUUUUCUGUGUCUGAUUUUGCUCAGCUUAUAAAGGUUAAUCCUCGUAUAUUUUCGACGAGUUUAAAAUCCAAUAUUAUUCCUGCAAUCUAAGCUUUGAGAGAAAUUAUGGGUUGUGAACACCUAGUGAUUAGAAUUCUGACGAAACCGCGUCGAUUGAGGCUUUCGCGUGUGCCCAGAAUGUUGGCGCCUAAUGUAGCUUUGUUGCGAAGUUAUGGAAUUACCAUUGAAUCAAUCCGGAAAUACCUACUGACGGAUGUAUCCCCGUUUCUUCGGAAUAUCGAUUUUUUUGAGGAUGCAGUGAAUAAGGUUGAAGAGAAAUUAGGGAUUUCUCGACACUCUCCACAGUUCUUUUCCGGUGUCUAUUUAUUGACCCAUAUUACUGAGAAGACUAUUGAGUCGAAACGAAAAGUGUUUAGAAGUUUUGGGUGGACUGAGUCUGAUAUUGCAACUCUUUCAUCAUCAAGUCCUAUUCUUUUGGCACUCUCUGGAGCUACCAUAAAGAAAAAGUUGGAUUUUCUUAUGAACGAGCUUGGUUACGAGCCUAGUUACUUGUCAAAGAGGUGUAACCUGUUAACUUGUAGCCUGGAAAAGAGGAUUUUGCCUAGACAUAAGACUCUCAUUGUAUUGAAGGAGAAAGGUUUUAUUAAGAUGGAUUACCUUCUUGAAUCUUCCCUUUCAAUGGCCGAGUCUCGGUUCUUGAAGAAGUUUGUACUACCAUUUAAGGAAGUCCAUGGAGUUUAUUCCCAACACGCAGGUAUUAGUUUGGAGUUGCUGACCCUAGGAUCAUCGAAAACAAAUUCCAAAGCUGCUUGACGCUUGGUGAGACUGCGUCAAUUUAAGGUGAGUAAUGGGGAUUACAUCUAUGUGUAGAAGCUCAAGUACUGUGACUGUCUGGGUAAUGACAAGGUAAUUCAUUUUUCUGCUUGAUUUGAUGUUCAGUGAUUGAUAAUUGUAAUAGUGAUAGAUUAUAAAUUGGUGAUGCAUACGGUUUUUCCGGUGGUUGAUGUGACGUGUUAUGAUGAUUUAGAAUUGUAAUAGUGACUUCUGAAUAUUAUUUGCAAAUUUGGGUGUAUUCCUUGUAAGUUUUGCUUGCUUUAAGAAUUUCGUUGACAAAAUUUUCAGCUUAGAUCACCUGCUCUUGGAUGAGUGAGGUGACUUCUUGACUCCCCUUUACAAAUAGUGACAAACAAAGUAUUAUGUGAAAAUUUGUCAGGCACCAGAACCGCCUGAUUGUGUUAUAAAUUGAGUGAACUGAUUUAUUUGAAUAUUUUUGGGGAUAUGAAGCUAAGCUUUAGAAACCAGCCUUUAGAAAAGAAGCUGAAAAAUUUCUACAGAGUAUAGGCAUAAUGUGACCUUUAUUUGGAGGUUCCUAUCUCAAUGAUGGGCCGUGGUACCGAUAAUUUCAUUGUUAUGAUCCACUAGAUCUUGAGGAAGAUUUCUUUAUGCAAAGCCCUAUUUCAGGUUUGAUUUUUUUUUUUUUUUUUUUUGUUGUUUUUUUUUUGAAAUUUAUCAAAUUCAUGUUGUUGGUAGAGCUAUGUGCUAUUUAAGGGAGCUUUAAAGCUAUAUAGCUUAAUCUCCCAUUUUUCUUCUUUCUUUCUUUUUUCCCCCUUGUGAUAAUACACAUGGUUGUGAAUACCUUUUUUUAUGCAAACAAUUUAUAAUCAGAACAACUCUUGAUUGGCACUAAAGAGGUAUCAACUGAACACCUAUGCAGUUGGUAUUUUAGUUUUUCCUUAUUUUUGCUUGCAUUUGCUUCAAGUGUAUGAUAUCUGAUCUUUACAAGCAUAUUCUGAUUUAUGUGCAUGGACGCAUGGUUGAUGUAUAAAUUACUCCUUUUCCGACACUUUACUUUUUACUCCUAUAUCGAUAAGCUUAUGUUGGAGUUGCUCUCACAUUUCUGUUUGUUACUUGCCAUUUUAAGAUUUGGAUCCUUUGUAUGUAUAAUAGAAAGACCCACUUGGCUACAAGAAUAUGUGCCAACCCCAUCCUGAGCUCUGAAGUAUAAUUAAGGUGCUUUUGAAAUCUGAAAUGCUAAAAUUUCAGGAAUCAUAUGUAUAAUGCUCAGUGCUGGAUUGACUAGAUUUUUUGUGUGACCAUUUUUCAGAGUCGAGGUGCUGCUAACUAAAGAGUUUCUGAAUGCUUGUUUGGUUUUACCGAAUCGUUAAGAUUGUGAACUGUGUUUUGGCACUCUUAUGGAGUGUUAUAAACUAUAAUCAUUGAUACCCUUGCUGGUAAAACCUUUUGCAGUUAUUGAUGUUCUUUGAUACUUCAGGAUUCUGUUUUCAAGAAUCGAGUGGUGUUCUAUGAGAAGGAAAACAAGAGACAUGGUUUAUGGUUUUCAAUUGAUCCUUUGACUGAAAUAUGUUAGGGAAUCUUCUGUGAAAUUGUUGACUUGCGGGUUUGGGAAAUUGGAAUUAUGUUGUAGUUGACUGAGAGUUGUGGGAAUUUUUUAUAUACCUACAUUAUAGGAAAUGAGAGAUAUAAGUAAAUCAUAUAUGAAGAGUACUUGUAGAAAUGAGAGAUAUAAGUAAAUCAUAUAUGAAGAGUACUUGUAGUUGCUCAAGAUCAAUAAUGCGAUGACGCUUUGACCAUUUCAUAUUAAGAGAAACAUUAGAUUUUCGUACACAGGGGAAAAAAUAAUGUUAAUUCAUAGGAGUAGUAUUAUGCAGCAUGUCAUUCAUUCUGAAAAACCUGAAGACGCAUUCUUCAAGCUCACAACUUUACUAUUUCGCUAAGUAUGACUAUAGUUAUGCCAGACAGCUAUUAUGAACUUUUAGUAUUGUAGAGGUUGUUUGGAUGGUUGGCUAUUAUGAGCUUGCAGAUCUGUUUGAGCUCACAUUUGGUGUUAUAGAUGAUAACUAACAAUUGUAUGAUAUAGUUUUAAUUUUUGAGUUUUGUAUAUUUGUUUGUUCAUAUUAACUAUAUGUUUAUACUUUUAUAUUCUUCUUUCAUGUAAUUUGAAUCUCAUCACUGUUGUGGGAUUUAGGAAUUUGGUUUCAAUGUGGGUCUUUGAUAUUGUUACCUUGACAAAAGCAUAAUCUUGUCCUUAGGAUUUUAGCCUUAGUGGUUCUACAAUAUGCAAAAGAUGGUGAAUUCCCCCUUUAUAGAUGGACAGAUCUAAUUAAUUCAUUUAAAAAUGGGUAUUGGUGUUUCUCCAUUCGUCACAUAGCUGUGAUAUAGACGAUUGCAUUUAGACUCUUCUAUUGUUGGCCACUUACAUAUGACACCCAUGCUAGUUUCUUUCUCUUCUUUUCCCUCUACUGUAAAUUGGACUGUAUGGACUCUUUUCCAGAUUUUUUUUUUAUCUAUAUUUAAAAGAAUAGAUGAGUUUCCUGGUUUGAACAUGUAAUUUGUUGGAUAAAUGUGGAUAGAAAAGUAAAUUAUGAUAUGCAUGCUUAUUAUUUUCCUGGUAAAAACUUUAGCACUUCAGUAGUUUUCUCUUUGCAGAACUAUUUGGUGUGUAUAUUGAACUUUGCAACUUGAAUCAGUUCUUCAAGGCUAAGUUUUUUUUUUUUUUUUUUUUUUGUUAAUUCUUUUCUUUGGCUAUAGAUCUGAUUAUAUUACCUUUUCUGAAAUUUAGAUUUGGGAGGACAAGUAUGUGUGUUUGUGUGUGCAGGAUGUAAUUUUUUUGUUUAGCAGCCAAUGUUCUCCACAGUGAUCAUAUGAUGAAAAACUCUCUUUGCUUGUGCAUGAGUGUGUGUGACAUACAGGUUAUGUUCUAGCUCAAGUCCUUAACUUUAUUUACCCCUAUAGCCCUAAUGGUUUCAUUUGAGUGUGUGCUCUAACAUUUGGGAUUGGAGAUGUUGAUGAUUUUGAACAUAUUAUUUUUUAUUUCCAUUGUUCUCUUUUGAUAAUUGAGGUAGAAUUUGUAUCUUUAUUAACAGUUCUCUUUGAGUUAUGUUCAUUCAAAUUCCCCUUAAGAGCAAUUACUUAAAUAUUGAAAUUUGUAUAUUUAUUGUUCGCUAAUAGUUAAGAUGUACGUACUGUGGAUUGCAUAGGCUCAGCAAUAUUAGAAGUUGGACAAACAAACAAACUAGGUAUCGUAAGGUUGUCUUCCUAUGAGAGUUGGUUAAAUUGGGUCUUAGGUUAUGAAUUAGUUUGUUAAAAUUAGAGUAUCUUCCCAAAGACUGUCACAUUUCUCUACAAUCUUUUUUUGUCAAAAUUAGUGAGUCUUGACCACCAAAGUCAAGUGGUUGUUUGGUUUGAGUCCUUGAAUCUACAUUUUGCAACGAAUGUAGUGGUUAAAUAAAUUGUCGGAAGGUUAAUUCGAUUGAUAAAGCUUAAAGCUUGCGUACAUCGUAAAUGGCUUUAGACCAUUACUCUCCAAGAACACUCUACAAUAAUUUUCUGGAUACCUUCCUUUGUCUUAGGCUACUCUAUUUAUACUACUACAAGCACUACAAGAAUGGCCAAAAGCCUUAAUUGCUACUUUUACUAUUGUUUGUCAUUAAGCUUAAGUUACCACAGUGAAGGGCUAAUAAACCAAAACCAAACCCCCUGCAAUAUCAGUGAACCGUUGCUUGUAUUGGUAGUGGAGGGGUGUCCUGCUGUGUCUGCUGCUCUUGCUGCCCUUGUCUCUUCUUUGGUCUCCUGCUGUACACCAAGGUCACGGGUGGUGGGUGAGGGUGUAUUGCACAUGUCCUGUACUUUGUUGUUAUGCCGGUCAAACAACCACGAGUAGUUCCUAAGAUAUAUUGGAAGUCAACUAAAGAGCUACAAGCCUACAAGUACAAAAGUUGACUAUUUAGACUAUAUUAGAUAUGGAGUUUCUAAAUUUAAUUGCUAUAUGUGUGUGUGUGUGUGUUUUAGCUAUACAAUGUACUUACAACAUGUCCUUUUCUUAAAUUGUACUUUUUCUACAACAAUAGUUUUCUCUUUAAAUUUACUUUUGGUUUGAAAAAUAAUGUAAUAUAUACAUUUAGGUUAUUUAAAAUCCCUUAUCAUUCUAAAAAGAUUCUAUAUGUUUAUAAUAUUAAUCUCCCGUUCUUGCUUUCCCGUUUGCUCUUCAAUUUUGUGCGAUUUUCAGUCACAUUAGGGAAACAGAUUGUACAUGUGUUUGUUUAGACUUUAGAGGGGAUAAUGUAGAGACAUAAUUAAAGAGAAAGAACUAAAAAUAGCAACAGUUCUUGUUUGGCAUGAUGAUUCAGGUUAAUUAUUUAAAUCUUUUCAUCGAAAGCUUAAGCUCUUGGUUAAGGUUUGUUUCAUUCUGAAUUGAAAUGGCAUUUUACUUUCCAUGCUGCUCUCUUAUAUUUGAUAUGACAAAAAAUUGUGAUUCCAAGAACUGUUUGCAUUUUUACUCUUGCUGUCUUGAAUGCCUCUUUUAUUCCAUCUGAAAAAGUAACCCUAUGAGUGAUGAGAUAAUAAUUGCUUAUUCCUUCUAAAUUGCUUGCCUAUACUCAAUUUUUAUCGGAUCAUACUUUGUUUAUGGUCUCUAGUAGCGAACUUGGGAAACUUGAAUCUGUUGUUGUGGAUUAGACUUUGUAGCAUAGUGUAUAAGAAUGAGGGACAGAGGGGAGGGAAGAAAGAGUGAGAAAGGAGAGGGGUUAGAGGGGGUGAUAGGGAUGGGAGGGAUAGGGCUUUCUACCCUUUAGAAGUUGAGAAUUAUUGUUAUGAAUUUGCAAUUUCAUUAAUUCAGUUACCAAGAAAUUUUGGUAGAUUGGUGGAUUCAUUUGAGUAUAUUUUGUGUCACUGAAAAUAGGGAAUUAUUGCAACUAAAAGCUGGGAGCAGUGUCAAAUUUAGAAGUUAUUGUAACUGGUGGUACACUAAUUGCAGGAUUCUACCUGGAAAAACUACAGGACCAGGAGCAAUUAGUCUCUUCAUCUCUCUACGCAGCUACUGAGUAGAUAGGCGACAAUGGUGGUGGCUUUGAAAAAGGGAGAGAGAGAGAGUGGGAACUGGGGUGAAGGAUUGUGUAGUACUUAUCAGAAUCGAGCAAGUGUGACCGAGAAGAAUCAAGAGGAGGAGAAAGCUCGUGUUAUUCUGCCUAGGAGUAUCUCAGUUAGGUCUAAUGGAUUCUUGAAGAUGAGUUAGAUUGCGGCUACUUUAUCUCAGAACAAUUCCCCUCCAACUCGGUCGGUCACUCAGCUUCCGGCCGGAGAGAUGAUGGAGCAGAUAGUAUCCCUAUUUCUCUGAAUUUGAAGAAUGUUAAGCACGGGGCAAAGCUGUCGCCCAUUCGUACAAAUCCUUCUACGCCUAAGGUGUUUCAGCCAUUCGUGAUACUAUCAAGACCACACCUUCUAAGGGACCAAAGUCUAAGCUCAUGCUAGAAGACAAGGAGAUGUUUGUGCCCCAUUCUAAUGCCGUAGUAUUACUUUUACUACGUACUACAGGAAGUCGGGUUGGCGAACUGGUUCCGGUUGAGAAGCUUGACAGCAGAUGGGUUGCCUAAUAAGUAAUAAGUAAUAAGGAGAGCUUUAUUGGGCAGAGUUAUGAGGUUGGGAUUACUAGCUACUAAUGCACUAGAUUGAAACACUUAUUGCAGGCUGUGUUUUGAAGGGUUCAAUGAUUGUGAUUUAUUUUUUAUUUUUACAGAUUGUAUUGUUUUUCAAUAAUUACAUGAUUACAUCUUUAUGAGCUAGGUUCAAACUCAUUCAGUGUUCGAAAGAAUAGUUAGUAUAGAGUUUGAUCUUGUCUAUUUGAUGGCUUGAAGCAACUCAAAUGAGAUCAAAUUAAAUACUACAUACUUCUAUAGUUCUAUUACAAGGUCCUUUAUACAGACGUAUCAUACGUGUUAAGGCAUUUGUCUUUUCAAAUCGAAUAAUUCCCCAAACCUAACUCUCUAGAUGGCAAUAUUUCACAUUUAAUCUCAAUCUCACUCACACUUGAACUCAUAAAAUGCUACUUAAUCACUAAAACCAUUCACGAGCAGCUCGAAUUCGACUUUCCGGGCAAUUUAGAGCCCCUAGACCCUAGUAAACACAAAACACUCCAUACGACAGUUAGUAGAACAAAACAAGGAGUUUCCUUUCAAGAAAAAAAAAAAAAAAAAAAAAAACAAAACAAAAAAAACAGGGAGUUUGGAAGGGAUGCUCAAAAUUCGAAGCAACUUCAAUGGCGUUCAAGCUCUCAACUUCAUCCAUGGAUUCCGUCAUCUUCUACUCUUCUCAACUUCAACAUCAUCUUCAUCUUCAAUCACAACAGAUGUCUUCUCUGGUUUCACCGAUUACUUGGUUGAUUUUCUAGGGUUUUCCAACCAACAAGCUAUUUCCACUUCCACUAAGCUCGCUCAAAAUCGCUUACGUCGAGGUAGGAAAAAUGUCAGUGAAUUCUAUUUCAAUGAAAAUGCUAAUUCUGUUAUUAAAUUCUUCAAACAAAUUGGAUUGGAACAAUCACAUAUUCGAAAUAUCGUAGUUUCUGAACCCCAAAUUUUGUUGUGUAAUGUUGAUAAAACCCUAAUUCCUAAGAUUCAAGCUUUUCAUAAUAUAGGGUUUUCUGGGUCUGAUUUUGCUGAGUUUUUAAGGAUGAAUCCUACUGCAUAUUUUGUGGGUUUACAUUCCCAUAUUGUUCCGGCAAUUCAAACUUUGAGGGAAAUUAUGGGUUGUGAACAGCUAGUGAUUAGGUUUCUGAAGAAAAAGUGUCAUUGGAGGCCUUCUAGUGUUCCCAAUGUGUUGGUGCCUAAUAUAAAUUUGUUGAGAAGUUAUGGAAUUUCCAUGGAAUCAAUCCGGAAAUUCCUUGUUAGGGCACCAGCCCCGUUUUUUCGGAAUAUCGAGUUUUUGGAGAAUGCGGUGAUUAAGGUUAAAGAGGAAUUGGGGAUUUCUCCACAGUCUCCACAGUUCUUGUCCGUUGUCAUGUUACUGUCCUCUGUUAACGAGAACACUAUGGAGUUGAAACGAGAAAUGUUUAGAAGUUUUGGGUGGACUGAGUCUGAUAUUUCAACUCUUUUAGCAUCAAGUCCUUUUGCUUUUGGACUCUCUGAAGCUACCAUCAAGAAAAAGCUGGAUUUUCUUAUGAAUCAGCUGGGUUAUGAGCCGAGUUACUUGUCAAAGAGGUAUAACCUGUUAACUUGUAGCCUGGAGAAGAGGAUAUUGCCUAGACAUAAGACUCUCAUUGUAUUGAAGGAGAAAGGUUUUAUUAAGAUGGAUUACCUUCUUGAAUCUUCCGUUUCACUGACCGAGUCUCAGUUCUUGAAGAAGUUCGUGCUACCAUAUAAGGAAGUCCAUGGAGUUUAUUCCCAACACGCAGGUAUUAGUUUGGAGUUGCUGACUCUAGGAUCAUCAAAAACAAAUUCCAAAGCUGCUUGAUGCUUGGUAAGCCUGCAAUUUAGCAUGUAACAUUUAAAUUAUUGAUUUCAGUAAUUCACCAAAAACACUCUAAUACAUCCUCCUAGCUGCUGAAAGAUCGAUGGAAUAACUUUGUUUUUUUUCUUACUCAUCUAGGUGAUUCUUGGUAAUGUAUCGUGUUUACAAUUGCUAUGAUAGGAUUUAGAGCUUCAUCCUUAUGCUAUGGUUUCCUCAAUGUACCCGUACUUAACUUUUGGACCUCAGCUUUUUUUUUGGUUAUAUUAACUUUGCUCUCUAAUGUCUGAAUUUCUGAAAGCUUGCUUUGUGAUACAUAAAAUAUAUAUCAACUCAUGACACACAUUUCCCUCCAAAUUGCACAGGUUAUCAGAAUUAGAUUGGACCUAAACUCCCAUACUCUAAUUAGUCUUAUAUUCUCCACUCAUUUUGUUUUUUUAUAUUUUUCUCUCUCAAAGUAUUUUGUCAAUAGCUUUUCCUAUGGGCGACUUCUGUUACUUUAGUUAUCAGUAAUCCUGUUUCUUGUUGUUGUGUCAUUGUAUUGUGUAUGAAUCUAACAGACACAAAAGAUAAGGUUGUGUUGCAUACUUGCAUGUGCUAAAACCCAAAACUUCUUUAGCGUCUCCACCUAUGAUUAAUACGAAGUAUAUAUUAUGUACUCUUCUAAAAUGGUUGUCAUAUAUAUUUUUUGAAAUUUGAAAUACGCAUCCUGUGCAUUUAGAUCUAUUUCUUUGUAUGUAAAGGUGGAUUCAUUAUUGAGAUUGUGUAUACACUUGCAUACCCGCAAAUUUCAGAAAGAAAUAAAUAUUGGGUUCUAAGUAUAAGUGUAUAACCUCGCCUUUGAGCCUUAAUCUUUUUUCCCACCAUUUUGUAUCACUAUAUUUUUUCCUAAACAAAAAUAUGGCCAUAUUUUCAUUUUUUCAUACGUGGAUACAAGAUAAUCAACCCAUGAAACAAUGUGAAUUAAUCUGACCAUUAAUGCACACCACAUAAAAGUUUUGUGAGCCUGGCAGCCUAUUACUCUAUCUUUAGCAUUUAAUAUAUAUAUAAAAAAAGUGUAUUUUAAGUUAGUUAGAAAGUUGUGUAGCGUAGAACAAAUGGAUCCAUGAAAAUUGCCAAUGAACCAGCAAAAGAGCUAUUUGGUGCUCAAAUUCAUAUAUGGAAUCAUUUUUUGUCUUAUCUAAGCCCCAUGUCAUUAAAAUGUGCAAUUCAGCUUGGCUUCCUAGGUGCCAUUCGAAAGCAGGGCAAGCCUAUGACUCUUAGGGAGCUAGUUGUUUCAUUGUCUCUCCAUCCAAACAAGGUUCUUUCUCUAGGUCGAUUAACGUGCCUUCUUGUUCAUUCCAACUUCUUUCCAAGCAAAUAUUAUCGAGUAGUGAAGAAGCCUUUGAUCUUACCAUAAACUCCCCACUCUUAACUUUUAUUAAAGGAUCACCCUCACCCUCUAGCUCCUUUCGCGUUUAUGGUUCUUGUCCCAAUAUAGGCUGAUUUGUCACAUAACUUCUCUAAUUGGUUUCAAAAUGAAGAUGAUACUCCUUUUCUUGUUGCUAAUAGAAAGACUAUGGGAAUAAACCUCUUGUGUUCUUGAGUUUAACAAGAUUUUCUACGCUUUUAUGGCCAGUGAUACUCAAUUUGUUAUGGGUUUGUUGAUGUGUAACGAUGAGUUCAAGGGCUUAUUGGAGGGGUUGAGUAAUUAGUUGAUGUUGGUGGCGGUAGUGGAACCAUGGCUAUGGCCAUUGCUCAGCUCUUCUCUGAGUUAAGGUGUGUUGUGCUUGGUCUCCCACAUGUGGUUCAGGGAUUACUAGCGUUUGCAAGAACUUAAUAUAUGUUGGAGGUGAUAUGCAUGAGGCUGUUCCUCCUGCUCAAGCCGUCUUACUCAAGGUAAAAUCUCUAGUUUUAUUUUUAUUUCUAACGAUGAGUUCAAGGGCUUACUGGAGGGGUUGCGGCAUUAGUUAAUGUUGGUGGCGGCAGUGGAACCAUGGUCCAAGGAUAUGGCCAUUGCCCAGCUCUUUCGUGAGUUAAGGUAUGUUGUGCUUAGUCUCCCACAUGUGGUUCAGGAAUUAAUAGGGCUUGGCAAGAACUUAAUAUAUGUUGGAGAGAUCUGUUUGAGGCUGUUCCUCCUGCACAAAACGUCUUACUCAAGUUAAAAUCACUAAUUGUCAUUUAGUUUUCCUUUCCUUGUUUGAUAAUUCCGAAGUACUUCUUUAUAUAAAUGAUAGGUUUUAUAAGUUGGUUUUAUACUCAACUUUAUCCUAUAUGAUACUCCGUAUUAUGUUUUGUAUGUUAUAGUAUAAUUUUCUAACCUAAACUGAUGUGUUAUACUCUUGUUUUAGAAUACUUAUAUUAGUUUCAUCGACACACCUAUUACUGCAUAAGUUUAACCAUAAUCAUAUGUUAUAUAUUGUAACUUUUGUAAGAUUACGGUGAGACCAAUUAACAACAUACUGUGUAUUGCACAAUAACAUUUGAUUUUUAUAUAGUAAUUGUAAGACAACGUUAUUGAAGUUAAACUUCCCUGAGAAAAAAAAUGUUAUUGAAGUUAUAGUAUGAAUAGAAAAGUCCAAUUGCUCAAGUUUUCUGUAACUAUGCGUUAUAGUUUCUGCUUAACCUAUUUCUAUGUAGUACUCCGGAGUAGUAAUAAUGAAAGAAGAGCUCAUUGUCUAAACUUAUCUAUUAUAGGUUAGACUAGUUUAAUUUCUCUGCUACUUCCUGUAUUUCUUAUUGUUUUUCCUACUUGGAAACUUUUUGUGAAACAAAAUUGGUCAAAGUAGGAUGGUCAAUAUGAAAUUGAGGCACCAAGCAUAGCUUGGUCUAGUGGUCAAGUUUGUUUCUCACAACUAAGAGGUUGUGGGAUCAAACCCUACUAGAGGCACCUUUGGGGUUGGGAUUCCCUUACCCUUCCCCCCUCACUUCCAAAGUGUCUAGCCCGCUAACCCGAGCAUAUGAAAGACAUUUAUUUUAAAAAGAGAUGGAGUAUGUAGUCGUAUCCAUGCACUAAUUGAAAUAACUUUUGCAGUGAAUAUAGUAUGAUUGCAGGGAUGAUCAAAGAGGCCCUCUUGAGUCUUACAAUUGAAAUAAUUUCUGCUGCACCUCUUGAGUCGCAUGCUGACUCCCUUAUGUCUACUACAGUGGCUGCUGCCUUCCUUGUUACUUUCAGGUUUUAUUUUCAGCUUUAUUUUCAGUCUUUGAUGCGGGUUAAUCCACUUUUGGAUGUCAUGAGAGCAAAAUUUUCAUUUCUAUGCUCCAUGGCGUCUGGUCUGUUUGUUUUUGCUCCAAACAUUGGUUUACAGGAUGUUUUGUUAAUCAUCCCCAUAUAAUAUAAGCUUCUUUCGUCGGGUUUUAAAAAAAGAUUAUCAAAGAGGCAAUUCCUAGCAAAGAUGAAGAUGGCAAGAUUAUCCCCAUGUGAGAUGACGAAUCUUACCCUGGGGGGUAUGGAAAGAGCUGAAGCGGAAUGGAAAAACUUGUUUAUAAGUGUUGGUUUCUGUGACUAAGAUUUUUUUUCUUAUUCUAGGGUCAAUAACUGGUGUAUUUAAGUAAUUUCAUUCCAAGUUUUGUUGGUACUUGGUAGAGUUAUAAUUAUCAAAUUGAUUCCAAGUCAUAUAAAAUGCAUGUAAUUUUUAAAGGAUUA
Messenger RNA from Chenopodium quinoa (quinoa), 12680 nucleotides. Its product is annotated as transcription termination factor MTEF1, chloroplastic-like. NCBI's taxonomy places the organism in Eukaryota, Viridiplantae, Streptophyta, Magnoliopsida, Caryophyllales, Amaranthaceae. Gene Ontology annotation, biological process: regulation of DNA-templated transcription; chloroplast organization. Gene Ontology annotation, cellular component: chloroplast. Gene Ontology annotation, molecular function: double-stranded DNA binding. The transcript is spliced from 5 exons. The record is from RefSeq and is a predicted model, not a curated record. Bases 7847 to 9061 code for a protein of 404 amino acids.